Molecule: messenger RNA, 3100 nt
Organism: Lathyrus oleraceus (garden pea)
Lineage: Eukaryota; Viridiplantae; Streptophyta; Magnoliopsida; Fabales; Fabaceae
Product: BTB/POZ domain-containing protein NPY2
Exons: 5
Coding region: 913-2793 (626 amino acids)
Molecular function (GO): protein binding
Source: RefSeq, a predicted model, not a curated record
AAUAGCUUUGGCUGCAACAACACACAGCACACUACUACACUAUAGUCUAUUCUAUAAUCUAUAAUCUAUAAUCUACUUCUACAGCUUUUAAUUUCAUCUCAACUGAACCAACCAAAACAUUAAUUAUCACCAUUUAAUUCUGUUUUCAAAAAGCAACCUCAAAUGUCAGUUUUAGCGUGCAUCACUUAACAACGUCGUAUAAUGCUUCUCACUACCACAAAUUGAAUGUUGUACUACAUACUUUCUCUUCAUCAAUUUUACACCUAAAUCAAUUAGGAAAAUGUAUCAAAACAAGGUUUUCAAACUUCAACGGUAAAGAAAAAAAUGAAAAAGAAAAGCAUUAAUAUAUAGAUAUAUAGAUAGAUAUACACAUGUUGGAUUUGGAAGUUGGAGCUUUUAGAGGUGUGAGUGGUGUGGUAUGAAUCUUUUAAAAAAAACAAAGAAACAGUGUAAUCAGAAAGUGAAGGAUAAAGAAAUAGAAAAAGUGAGGUGGAGUCAGAUUUGUGUCUCUGGUUUUAGAAUUGUUUAGUGUUUGUUACAUCUCUGUUGGCUAUGUUCCCUGAGCUGACUCGGUGCGCCCGGACUCCGUGGCCUUUGCCGUCGACCAAGGAAACAAUCUCUUGUUAGAGUCUCUUACCAUUUAAGAGAACCUUUGCUUAAACAAUUAGAUAUUCCUAAUCUAGACCAUUUAUCUUUCUCUCUCUCUCUCUGCCUUGUUUGCUGUCAAGAUUCGAUCGAUCAUACUCUUCGGUAUUUAACCUUGCAUCCCUUAGAAACUUUUCUUUUCUCCCUUAUAGCCAUUAAACUUGGUUAAACUUCAGUGUUAGCUGGUGUUGCUCUGCGGAGGUGAAACUAGUUUUUUGAGGCAUUAUCUUGGGAGAGUGAGAGGAAAGUAGAUCUUGUAUUGCGAAGAUGAAGUUUAUGAAGCUUGGUUCAAAGACAGAUACCUUUCAGACUGAUGCGAAUAACAAUGUUCGGUAUGUGGCAAGUGAUUUGGCAUCCGAUAUCGUUGUUAGCAUAGACGAUAUGAAGUUUCACUUACACAAGUAUCCUCUCAUAUCGAAGAGUUCUCACUUACAGAAGUUGAUUUCCCUCGGUAAUGAAGAAAACGUAGAUGAAAUUCAAAUUUCCGAUAUUCCUGGCGGUGCAAGUGCGUUUGAGAUAUGUGCUAAGUUUUGCUAUGGCAUGACUGUUACCCUCAAUGCUUACAAUGUGAUUGCUACUAGAUGUGCAGCUGAGUAUCUUGGAAUGCACGAAACCAUCGAGAAAGGAAACCUUCUUUACAAAAUCGAUGUUUUCCUUAGCUCUAGCAUUUUUCGUAGUUGGAAGGAUUCAAUCAUCCUUCUUCAGAGUACGAAAUCUAUGUUACCCUUGGAUGAGGGGCAAAAGGUCGUCAACCGUUGCAUUGAAUCUAUAGCGAAUAAGGCGUGUGUUGAUGUAUCCAAAGUUGACUGGUCUUACACGUAUAACCGAAAGAAGCUUCUGGAGGAAAAUGGAGUUGAGUCAAACCAGACUGGAGUCAGAACUCGAAACGUGCCAAAAGACUGGUGGGUUGAAGAUUUAUGCGAGCUUGAAGUUGACAUGUUCAAAUCUGUGAUAACAAAUAUCAAAACCAAGGAAAUUCAAUCUAAUGAUGUAAUUGGCGAAGCCUUGAAAGCUUAUGCUUACAGAAAGUUGCCAAAUUUCAGCAAGGGUAUGAUCCCGUGCGGGGAUGUCUCGAAGCAUCGUUUAAUUGUUGAAACUAUUGUGAAGUUGUUGCCUGCCGAGAAAGGAAGUGUUUCAUGCCGGUUCCUUGUGAAACUAUUGAAAGCUGCCAUUUUUGUAGAAUCAGAAGAUAGGAUUAAAGAAGAGCUAGUGAAGAGAAUUGGUCAGCAGCUGGAAGAGGCUUCGGCAACUGAUAUUUUGAUCCGAGCACCGGAUGGAGAGACUACAAUGUAUGAUGUCGGUAUAGUACAGAAAAUUGUAAGGGAGUUUUUGAUGAAAGAUUAUAAUUCGGAGAUUGAAUCAGUUGGAGGCGGUGAACUUGAAGGGAUUAGAAAGCCAGGAAUUUUAUCAGAUGCUUCUAAGUUGAUGGUUGCGAAACUCAUAGACGGAUACCUCGCUGAAAUCGCAAAGGAUCCUAAUUUACCACUGCCGGAUUUCAUUAAUCUUGCCGAGUUAGUUUCUGGCAUCGCUCGUCCGGCUCAUGACGGUCUUUACAGGGCUAUUGACACAUAUUUGAAGGAGCACCCUGGGAUCAACAAAGGCGAAAAGAAGAGUAUAUGCAAGCUGAUGGAUUGCAGAAAGCUAUCGGUUGACGCAUGCUUGCAUGCAGUGCAAAACGAGAGGCUACCAAUGCGUGUCGUUGUGCAGGUACUAUAUUUCGAGCAGGUUAGAACAUCCGCAUCAUCAGGCACCAGUACUCCCGACAUAACAACUAAAGGAAUCAAAGACCUGAGCAUUGGAUCCAACGGUAGCUCAAGGUCCGGAACAACUAAUCCCGAAGAUGACACGGACGCUGUGGCGACAGCCGAGGAACUGAAAGCCUUAAGAAAGGAACUCGCGUCGUUGAGACUAAGCAACGGAGUUGGAAACGGUUACAAAGACGGAGACGCUAAACCAAGCAUGGAUAAGGCUGUUAUCGGGAAGAUGAAAGGUUUGUUGAAGUCGAAAAAGUCUUUCAUUAAGCUAUGGGCAAGCAAAGGAGGACACGGCGAAAACAGUGGUUCGGAUUCAUCUGAGAGUAUUGGUUCUGCUAAUCCUGAAGAAGUUAAAUCCACACCAUCAAGAAAUAGGAGGCAUUCAGUUUCUUAAACAAUAAGUAGUUCUAGUUGCUGGUUCAUUUUCUUGGUUUUUCUUCUGCUCAUGUUUCUUUACUUUCUUUUGGUUAGUUUCUUUCAUGUCAAGACUCAAGAGAACCUCAAAUCUAGUGGUUUAACUCUUUCUAAAUUAAGUUAAAGUUAAGUACAUAUAGUUUAAAAUAGCAAAAUUGUGAAGAAUGCAAUUCAUGUAGUAAUCAUGACAUUUAUCUAAGUAGUAGCUAAAGGCUCUCUCUAGGUUUACUUACCAAUAGAUUAAUGAAAAAGUACUUAAGGGAUAUGAUAUAUGAGUUGUUUCCUCA